AAUCCAAGUGGGUCAUUGACAUUGAGUAUAUUGAAAAGAUUAACUGGUAAAAGCCAGCAAAUUUGAAAUAGUAGUCGCUAAGAGCAUCGGAGUCAAUUUCUGCAGGCUGCUCUUAUAAGAACGGAACCGCUGUUUAUCAUUAAACACUUUUAUCCAUUGCUAGCUAGCUAAGAUAUAUACAUAGACUACAAGAGAGAAGAUAGAUAGAUACAUACAUGGAGGAAACACUGAAAAGAAAAGCUCAUGGGGAUGCAUUCAAGGAAGAGAAGAGAAGUGAAUCGAGCCAUGCCGAUGAUGAAGACCGCAAAGACGAAGAUAUGCCCCUUGUCAAGGAUAAUGAGCUUGAUUCUGCGAAAGCCGAAAUGCAUGAGGUGAGAGAGGAGAACCACAGACUAAGAACUUACUUGGACAAAAUGAUGAAGGAUUAUCAAACUCUUCAAACUCAAUUCAACAACAUUGUUCAUGACAGGGAUUCUCCCACCAAAUCCAGGCCUGUCAAUGAUCAAGGCCAUCGCGAACAGAAGCAUGAGACGCGUGAUGAGUUUGAUGUGUCCCUUAGUCUUGGAAGAUCAUCUUCGAGUGAAAUAAAAAGGGAGAAUGAUCAUAAGCAUUCGUCGAGUCCUAAGAAGCCUGUUGAACAGGAUAAAGAAGGAUUGAGGCUUGGAUUGGACUGCAGGUUUGAUGUGCAGCCUUCUGUACUUUCGAAAGAAGGAGUGCCUGAAUCGUCUCCUGAACAUAGCUUGGAUGAUGUGAAGGAAGUUGGCGCGGAGACGUGGAAUGCUCAGAAAAGUGAGAAAGCACAUGAAGAGGAUGAGGUUUCGCACCAAAACCCUGCUAAGAAAGCCAGGGUUUCUGUCAGAGUUCGAUGUGAUACUCCCACGAUGAUUGAUGGGUGCCAAUGGAGAAAAUAUGGUCAAAAAAUCGCGAAAGGAAAUCCAUGCCCCCGAGCAUACUAUCGGUGCAGUGUCACACCAUCAUGUCCAGUGCGAAAACAAGUACAAAGAUGUUCACAAGACAUGUCCAUCUUGAUCACCACUUACGAAGGAACGCACAACCACACACUCCCAAUAGCAGCCCAUGCCAUGGCCUCCACUACCUCGGCAGCUGCAGGCAUGCUCUUAUCCGGCUCAUCCACCUCGGGUAUCGGAUCAUCAGGAGCCCCGACUACCAUCACCACCCCAGCUGAGCUACACGGACUCAACUAUUAUCUCUCCAAUAACUCAGCAUCCUCUAGACCUCCAUUCUACUUGCCAAACACUUCAAUCUCCUCAUCUUCCUCGUAUCCAUCCAUCACUCUCGAUCUCACCUCAAGCUCCUCCUCCAUGACAAGUACUUUCCCUCCAAGAUACAAUCUCAAUUCCUCGAGUACUAAUCUCAACUUCAACACUUCUUUGGACUCCAACGCCACUUUACCCAUCUUCUGGAGCAAUGCCAACAACUACCAGUUACAAAAUUACGCAAAGAACACUCAAAUAGGCCAAUCGCUAAACUUUGCCAGACAACAUCAAGAAAACCUCUACCCAUAUUCCUACAUGCAAAAGAACAACAAUGAUCUUGCUCAAGCUCAUCAGUCCAUGCAAAUGGACAAGAACUCCAUCGAAUCUGCCACGAAAGCAAUAACAGCCGACCCGAAUUUCCAAUCAGCCCUAGCAGCUGCAAUCACCUCAAUGAUCGGCUCCAACAACAUCAGUGGCAAUAAUGUAAAAUUGCAGGAGCCAUCAUUUCCAGUGCUGUCUAGUUUUCUUGCAACAAAUUCUCAGGCAUCAAACAUGAUCAGGCCUCUCCCUCCUUCAUUGCCAAUUUCGAGUUCGAAGAGUAAAUCUACAUCUCCUGAGGAUAAUAGAGACCAAGUCAGAUGAUUAUGGAUUAAUUAUUCAUAACUGGCGUUCAUGCAAUGAAUUUUGUUUGCCAAGUAAACUUAGUUUUCCAAUGAUUCAUUAUAAUUCUUUGGUUGUAACGUAUAUAACUCUUAGUAAUUAUACUAUGUUAGUGAUGUACAAUGGAGAAAACAUUGCAUGUUGAGGCGACUGCGAACUGAAUUGGUAGUCGCCAUUGUUAAUGGUGUAGCAUGCAUGUGGAUUAAAUAAAUACAACAACAUUUUAUAUUUGA
Molecule: messenger RNA, 2110 nt
Organism: Daucus carota subsp. sativus
Lineage: Eukaryota; Viridiplantae; Streptophyta; Magnoliopsida; Apiales; Apiaceae
Product: WRKY transcription factor 72A
Exons: 3
Coding region: 216-1859 (547 amino acids)
Biological process (GO): regulation of DNA-templated transcription
Molecular function (GO): sequence-specific DNA binding; DNA-binding transcription factor activity
Source: RefSeq, a predicted model, not a curated record